This is a messenger RNA of Drosophila hydei, 1848 nucleotides long. RefSeq lists its product as uncharacterized. Bases 805 to 1848 code for a protein of 347 amino acids. Lineage: Eukaryota; Metazoa; Arthropoda; Insecta; Diptera; Drosophilidae. The record is from RefSeq and is a predicted model, not a curated record. Gene Ontology annotation, molecular function: protein binding. The transcript is spliced from 2 exons.
GUCUCAGUCUGCUAUGGUUUCUCCAUCAAUCGCAACUGGGUCAAGAAACAGAGAUUCAACGAUAAGAGCUCAACUUUUUUCCACAAUAUAAACAUUGCUCACAAUAAUUAUCACAAUAAUCAUAUAAACAGUGAACAGAAAUUGGAAGCAGAAGAGCGAGUCGAAUCAGUGCAACAAUAACAGAAUUUUAGAUGUUGAUAACAAGCAAGCAGCAUGAUUGGAUGUUAAUUUGAAGUAAAUAGUCAGAUACUUGAACGCACGAUGAGCUCCUAAGGCGAAAAGAAUUGUCUGCUGGCCGUAAAACAAGAUCAGUAAACCUUUCGGAUUGACCCAAUUCCGGAACCGGCUUUCGCUGUGGUAGCCGCUGCGCUCCGAACGGGUGGGCGGGGACCAGGCCUGGUGGCUGUAAGGUGAUAAACAGAUAACCAGUUCGAGUCCAACAGCAUUCAACAACAUUCUAGAUGCUCGUCAACGAAGAAGCCAAAAAGGGUAUACGGGCAUGCGCUGAUAAAUGGAGACCACAUGAGUUUGCAUAAAAAAUUUCACCAAAAUUUCAGCUUUGCGUACUUUCCAUGCAGACAAACAGAAACAGAAGAAAAUACAGCUUCAACUUAUUCUCAUUUUUUAGAUUACCAAGAAAACCGGUAAAGGAAAAGAAACAGAACUCCCCGCACAGCUGAGCGGCAGCCCAACGCUAUGAUACUUAAGAGGCCACACAGUAGAAGAAGCGAUCAGUGAUAGUCAAAGCGAGCAACCGUUAAGAUCGUUCCAGCAACACACACACAGACACACAGCUAAAUAAAGAUGAGACCAUAUCAGGCUGCCUGCAUCGUAGUGGCCGCUCUGCUGCUGGUGGCACCUGCCGGCACUGAGGCAAGACGUCGCAAGCACAAGGGCGACGACUCUCAUAAGUCCAAGGUGAAGUACUACACCUCGUCGGAUUUGGAUGGUGCCAAGACCCAAGUGGCCACUGAGGAGCAUUCCUACUUUAUGAAACGCACUUAUGCGCCCUUUACGGGCGCUGAUGGCAAACGUAAAAGUCCGCCCUACCUGGCCAUACCCAUUGCCUGGUUCGCCUGUGAGCCAACCAAGACUGACUGCCAGAUGGCCAGCAACUCGGCUGCCAUCAACAGCGCUGCCAACUCCCUAAGCCAGGGCUAUCUGUGCGACGACGACUGCACGGAUGCCUAUGAGCCCAUCUGUGGCCGUACAGCCAGCGAGGUGGCCGUCUUCUACAACAAAUGCAAGCUGAAUGUGGCCAAGUGUCGUACGCAUGGCCUGUGGACCGAUCUGCCCUACGAUCAGUGCCAGCAAAUGUAUCCCAAGGAAACGGCCUACACAGACAAGAAAUUCAGAUGCUCGCCCUACUUCCGUGACAAUUCAACAGCUGCUGAAACUGAAGUCAACAGUGAGAGCAAUGCCAACAGAGAGAAAAAGGACAACAAGGACAGCAAGGAGAGCAAGGAAAGCAAUGAAAGUAGCGAGGAGCAAAAGAAUCAGGAUAAGAAAGGCAAUAAGAACAAACCGCAGAAAGUAGAGCCCAUUGCGUUGCCAUUGCAAGUGCUCGUAGACCCUGUUCCCGUUCCCACGCCAUUGGCUGUGACAGAUCCGAAGCCUGUGGAAGCCAUUGCUCUACCCCCAAUUCCCGUUAAGCUGACUGAAGCCCAAAUGCAGCAAGCUGCUAAGCCAGCAGCUGCAGCUGCAGUCCCUCAAAUCCCCAGUUCCUUACCCGCAGCUGCGGAACAGGUUAAAAUCGAGGUCAAGAAAACUGCCACGCCUGCAGAGCCAAUCACGGAACAGGCCAAGCCCAAGUCCGACAAGGAUAAACUAAAAUAUGUGGUCUCUUAA